GCCCACUCCUGCACCUCCGUUUGCGACGGACGUCUCGCCCUUGGGAGCCGGUCCGUCUUUCAACACGAACAGCUAAUUUAGAAGCUCGAAACGCGUCAAAGUCGAAAUUUUCGAAGAAGUGACUGCCUAGAUGCUCAUCGCCUCAUGGUAUCCCCUCAAAUUCGCGCGUCCAACCACGGGCAACUCUCCAGACCGAGCCAUCCACAACUUCAUGCGUAGCGCCACCACGUCUCGUCGCAAAUCACAGAUCGCAAGGCAGACCGACAUCGAGUGUGCGAUCUAGGUACAACUACAUACAUAAAGAGUUGGGAAUGAAGCCAGGCACUCCAGCAGUGAUUGCCUGUCCGUAAGAAGGGUGGAGCAGGCCACGCGCAAGUCGUCGCUGGCAGGCAGAGCCUGGGCGGCGAUCCAGAACAGGACCCCAACGAAGCUCCGCAGCUGGAUUUCAAGUGUCCCCAACGAAAUGGCGGCCGCGGGAUCAGCUAGUAGCGCUCCCCUCACCGAGGACGAGCUGCAGCAAAGCGCGACAAAUACCGACGAGGCUCCCGAGUUUGGCCAAGAUGACGAUGCCCCUGGUGACGAAGAUCCAGAUGCCGAGGGCGAGGAAUAUGAUGAGGAUGCUGAGGGUGACGAAGAUGCGGAGGGUGACGAGGACGCCGAAGGCGAGUACGAGGACUUGGACGUUCUACCAGAAGAAGCCGAGGAGGACGAGCAAGAAGGCGCUAUAGGAUCCGGGGACGGCGACCUCGGGAGCGACGCAGAUGCUGAGGGAGAAGAGGAUGAUAAUUACUACGACGAUGCCGAAGGCGAGCCGGAUGAUGAAGCCAUGGAAGACGCACAAAUGGGCCGGGGCAAAGAGGUCCCAGAAGACGAGGAGGAAGAAGAAAACGAGGACGAGGAGGGCGUAGGUGCUGUCAAGCUCCGGCCAGGCGAGACCGAUGACGAGGAAAGCGAGGCCAGCGAGGGCGAAUCGUAUCACGCCGAGAGCGAGGAGGCAUCCGAAGCAGAGGCCGACUGGAACGUCGCUGCAGACAACGACGACGAUGACGAUGAGUCGGAGAACGCGCCGGCUAACAUCUGCAUGUUCUGCAAGCAAGACGAGGAAAACGACCCUUGUGAGGAGUUCGAGAUCUUUCUGAGUUGUACCGGCUGUGGUGACAGUGCUCACCAGCAGUGUGCUCGGGAGAAUAAGGCGCUAGAGGGCAAGCAAACCUCCAAGUCGUGGAGAUGUCCAGAGUGCCAUGAGCAAUCCGAAGCCGAGCAGGACGAAUCCCAGGCUGAAUCCCCAGGUGAAUCCCAAGAGGACCUGAAUGAUGAAUUGAAUGGGAUCGUCGACGCCGAUUCGCCCCCUGCCACAAGACGGGCCACGGCCCCAAAGCUCGCCAGAGACCUCCUCCCAUCGCAAAGGGGUGCAGUGAAGCCAGAUUCACAUUCUGUGUUCAACCAGCUUGUUCUUGACGAUGACCCCAUGGAUGGGUCGCGCGUGCUUAGGAAACGCAAAACAUCCUCAGCGGAAGCUGACGAGCACGUUGUUGGCCUCCGCAAACGACGUAAGAACACCGGUGACAGUCAGACUCUCGAGGGUGUGGCAAGCGUCACAAAUGUCACAAACGCGGCAGAGGAGGACAGCCGUCCACGCUCUGCACGGUCCCUCAGGUUAAAGAUAUCAACCCAGGCGCCAGCGACAAUCAUCAAAAAGACCAGAACCACUCUUGUUCUGAAGUUCCGCGUCGCACCGACAGAACUGAAAAAGAUCACAUCCAAAAAGCCGAAGCCAUCCAGGUCUGGUGGGGGUGGGCGGCGCACGACAGCGUCUAGACCAGCCAGGGCGUCUGCUCCUUCACGCUCAAGAAGGGCGGCCACGCCUCCCGUCGCACCCUUCGCCUCCAACCUUUCGCAGCCGUUCUACUCCUUUUUCGACAAGGACAUGGACGACAAGGGCAAACCGUACGGAGGCAUCCUUACAGAGGCGGAGGCAGAUACUUCAAAGACAGUGCCGACCAACGAGGACCGCCGCCGUUUCGACGAAGCAAAACAGAAGGCUGAGGAGGACUGGCAGGAGCGGCUUUUGAAGAUGCAAGAAGAGAUCGAAGUCCCUGCCAAGAAAUCAAAGAAGUCGCAAGGCCCUGCGAGCCAGAUCGAGUGCAUCGAGUUCGGCGGCUGGGAGAUCGACACGUGGUACGCGGCACCGUACCCAGAAGAGUACAGCAGGAACCGUGUGCUCUUCAUCUGCGAGUUCUGCCUCAAGUACAUGAACUCGGACUAUGUUGCUUGGCGACACAAGCUGAAGUGCCCUGCAAAGCAUCCCCCAGGCGACGAAAUCUACAGGCAUGGAUCCAUUUCAGUCUUCGAAGUCGAUGGUCGCAAGAACCCGGUCUACUGCCAGAACCUGUGUCUACUGGCCAAACUUUUCUUGGGUUCGAAGACGCUCUACUACGAUGUUGAGCCGUUUCUCUUCUACGUGCUCUGCGAGUACGACGAUCUUGGCUACCACUUUGUGGGCUAUUUCUCGAAAGAGAAGAGGGCCAGCAGUCAGAACAACGUGUCCUGUAUCCUGACUCUGCCCAUCCACCAGCGAAAGGGAUACGGCAACCUCUUGAUCGACUUCUCUUACCUCCUUACUCGGGUAGAGGGGAAGACUGGGUCUCCUGAGAAGCCAUUGUCAGAUAUGGGCCUGGUGUCAUAUCGAAAUUAUUGGCGCCUGAUCAUGUGCCGAUAUCUACUCGAGCACUGCCCAGAGGACAAAUACGUCAAGAGAGGCCUCAGCAUCAAACAAAUAUCCGAUGACACUGGUCUCACGCCGGACGAUGUCAUCUCGGCCUUGGAAGGCCUGAGAUGCCUCGUCCGCGAGCCACAAACCCAGCUCUACGCCUUCAGGGUUGAUAUACAGUUUUGCAAGGAGUACGUUGCGAAGUGGGAGUCCAAGAACUAUGUUCAGCUCGACCCGAGCAUGUUGACUUGGACGCCCUAUGUUAUGGGCCGCAGCAACGCUACAAACUUCGAGCUCGCACCCGCUAUACAUGCCAUCGCCCCUAGGGAUGAAGAUGACGAGCAGAAAGCGGAGGAAGCUGUGGUUGCAGAGAUUGUGGAGAACGGCAUGCCUGUUGCUGUCCAAGUUGAACCCGAAGCAGAGGCCGAAGUACCUACCGAGGUUAACGCGGAAAUCGAAGCCGGCGCCGCGACUAACGGCAUCGGCGACGACGCGGAAGCGGCUGAGAAGGAAGCGCAGGCUGCCAGGGAGGCAGCCGACACGCCAAUCAAGUCUACUGAGCCCAACGAAAUGGGAACGGACGGGGCAAGUGACUUGGGCAAUGGCAACGGGCCCGUGGCCGAUACAACGGAGUAUGGAUCCGAGCAACGAGUGACUGAGCCCGAAGCGGCUGGGAACGUGGUCGAACAGAAGCACUCGAGUGCAAAGGACUCUGAGAACAAGGAGAAUUCUUGGGUGGAUGCCUACAGUGGCAUUCCGCCCACCAGGUUCGUUGUGUACCCUCACAUCCACGGUGGGAGACGUACCACAACCAUCCGACCGAUGACGACCCCUCGGCCUCCGGCGGUUCGGACAGCCAGCGUAUCUCGGCCGAAAGCCCGGAGACCAACCGGGAGCCGGCGAUCUGCGGGGCCAAAGGCCAGAAGCAGUAGCAGCAGCGCGCGGAGGAAGCCCGGUGGCACGGGGCGAGGGCCAGGUCGCUGGCCAAAGGGCACGAAGAAGAGCGACUACGGUAAUGCCGAUAGCGGUCCGGGCCUGCCGCCAGGGUGGUUGGAGCAGCGGCGACUGGAACUCGCUGCGGGCGGGAAGAUUACGACGCAAGAGGCGGAGGAGUCUCUUGGCGUCAGCAGCGAUGGUGUCCAAGGGAAAGUGGCCGAGAGCCGGGCCACAGCCAGCCCACGCCAAGUCAAUGGCAACGGUGCAGCUUCUUCUAGGAGCAGCAGCAGCAGCAGCAGCCGUAAGACAAAUGAGACCGGCGAUGGCGACGGCGACGUCGCCAUGGCUGAUGCCGAGGACAUGGCUGCUUAGAGAGGAAACAAGUGGCUCUCUUUUCUAUUCAGUAGCUUGUCGAAGGCCUUUUGAUGAAUUGCUAGCAAGGCGUUGGGAAAUUAUUGUGUAUCUAUGUAUUACUACUAUCGAUGGACUGGAGUAGUGGGUGGAAGUUGAGUCGACAACUGAACCGAAGGACUAUUUAGCACAGGCGCCGUGAAGCCUCGUUGCCGCUUAGAAGAUAAUGGACAAGGGUGUUCGAUGGAGCUUCUGGUCUACUCUCCAGGCUACCGGUGCGGGUCCAGUGGAUGGAACGGUUCAAACGAUAAUGCUAAUAUUAGCGAGAGUGCCAGAUAGGCGGGCUGGUUAGCAUACGUGCAAGGGACGGGACGCCAG
Molecule: messenger RNA, 4375 nt
Organism: Diaporthe batatas
Lineage: Eukaryota; Fungi; Ascomycota; Sordariomycetes; Diaporthales; Diaporthaceae
Exons: 3
Coding region: 464-4018 (1184 amino acids)
Biological process (GO): regulation of DNA-templated transcription
Molecular function (GO): histone acetyltransferase activity
Source: RefSeq, a predicted model, not a curated record